GACAUACUCUGCAACAACACUUUGUUGUAAGCCUUCCAAUUCCAAAGAAAGAAACAAAAAUGGCGGUAACAAAGCAAGUGCCGGAGGUUGAAGAAGAGAAACUGCUGAGAAAGAGGAACGAGGAGCUGGAGAUAGAGCUGAGAAAGAGCCAGGAGAGAGAGGAGCGCAUGAAGGCUGAGCUGCAGAAGGCCCGUGAGAGGCUAAGAGUCGCCGAGGAGGCAGAGGAGCGGCUCUGCUCACAGCUCGGUGAGCUCGAAGCGGAGGCCGUCGAUCAGGCUCGUACAGAUCACGCUCGGAUUCUGGCCCUCAUGAACCAGCUCUCUCAGGCCCAACGCCUUCUCCAGGCUUCAUCCGUUGCGCAGCCUUUGGGACUCGCUUCCAAAUGACAACGUACAAUAAGCUCAGUUACUAACCGUUUCGUCUUCUUUGAUUUUUUUUCUUCCUUUUUUUAUUGGUUGAACAAAAAAAAAAUUGGAAUUUGGUUGUUAUUAUUGUUGUUGUUGUUGUAUUUUUGAGUUGGGAUUGGUCCGUUGUAGUUGUUGGUUGUAAUUGUGUGUUGUGUAGAAAGUAAUUUGAUGAUGUGAAUCAUUUGAUUUUGAUCCAUCUUCUCUUUCAAGAAAAUAAAACAAAUAUAUAGAAGAAGAAAUAUAAAGUUUGUUACUUUGAUCUGAUUAA
Molecule: messenger RNA, 675 nt
Organism: Prunus persica (peach)
Lineage: Eukaryota; Viridiplantae; Streptophyta; Magnoliopsida; Rosales; Rosaceae
Product: protein RESPONSE TO LOW SULFUR 2
Exons: 1
Coding region: 60-386 (108 amino acids)
Biological process (GO): cellular oxidant detoxification
Source: RefSeq, a predicted model, not a curated record